Molecule: messenger RNA, 306 nt
Organism: Saccharomycodes ludwigii
Lineage: Eukaryota; Fungi; Ascomycota; Saccharomycetes; Saccharomycodales; Saccharomycodaceae
Gene: HTL1
Product: Htl1p
Exons: 1
Coding region: 1-306 (101 amino acids)
Source: RefSeq, a predicted model, not a curated record
AUGACAAUAGCCACCGCAGCUAAUACUGCUACUGCCGCAACCAUCGCUGCCAAUAAUAAUAAUAAUAAUAAUAACCAUAAUAAUAAUAAUCCCAGUGCUAAUAUUAAUAAUAUUAAUAAUAACUCCUUGACAUUAAAAAACACUACAUAUUAUGAACUAAUAGAAAACAAAUUGCAAUUGUAUGAAUUGUUCAAUCUAAUAAAUACAGAUAAACAACAACAAAAGAACAAAGAAGAAGAAGAAGAACCACUAGUAGUAAGAAGUAAAAAAAUUAACGAACUGCUUAAAACAUUGAAAGACAAAUGA